Molecule: messenger RNA, 1478 nt
Organism: Cinclus cinclus
Lineage: Eukaryota; Metazoa; Chordata; Aves; Passeriformes; Cinclidae
Gene: C33H11orf98
Product: chromosome 33 C11orf98 homolog
Exons: 4
Coding region: 867-1235 (122 amino acids)
Source: RefSeq, a predicted model, not a curated record
GGGGCCGCUCUGGCCCGCGGAGAGCAUAGAGAGCGAGGCUGGGAGGACCUGAAUUCUCCCCCGCCCAACGGGGAUCAUAGAGACACCAGAGAAUGGCCGGAAGUGCCCUCGCCCGACAGAGAUCAUAGAGACGGCGGCUGGAAAAGCCGGACACGGCUCCCUCGCCGUCGGAUCCCCUUGACCGCCGACAUCGGGGUCAAGCAGCGGCUCCAUGGCCGGGAGAUCCCCGCCCUCAUCCCGGAACGCGCCGCUACCGAAAUAAGACACGAGAUCAAAGCCGUUUAGAGCGCUUUAUUAACAAUCAAAAGUAUAAAAUCUCCCAUACGUUGCCGUAGCGGUCUCGUGGUGUCCGCCCUCUUUCAGCGGUACCUGCAGAGGAGAAAAGGGCGGUGAAGAGGCGGCCCCGAGGGCUCCGGAGCUGCCGGACCGCGAUAGCGCCGUGUCCCGGCGUGUGAGGGUGGGACCGGCGGACGGGACCGCCGGCACCGAAGACUUCGCGCCGGUUACUGCUUUCCCUCCGUACAUCACAGACCCCGGCACGGAGCAGCCGGAGCCUGCCAAGAACUGGAGGAUCCUCCUUUUGUCCCCGCGCUGAUUUGGACCAAAAUCCCCCAGCACCGAACCCCGCCGCUCACCCAGAGUGGAAAGAGGGCUGUAUCGAGCCGCGACUCCUUUAUAGAGCCAGCGUGUGGGCGGGACCGGAACAAUUCGGCCAAUCAAAGGCGGCCGCGCGCGCUCUCCAGCCAAUGAAAACAUACUUGAGGAGAAGGGGGCGGCCAACUUAUUAAUUAGAAAUUAAAAUUAAAUACGGGCGGGGAUUUGUCCUGUGCAGCGAAUCAGGAUCCGCCCCGCGCGCUCAGGGACCAAUGAGGGGUGAAGGGGAGGGGUUAGGUGACCGGAAGUGCGGUCGAACCGGAAGUAGAACCGGCCACACGCGUGGGGGCGCGAUGGGGAUCGGGGGCAAAAUCAACCGGCCCCGAACGGAGCUGCGUAAGAAGCUUUUCAAGCGGCGGCGGGAGCUGGCGCGGGGGCGGCGGCAGAAGCGGCGGUCGGCGUCGGUCUCGGCGGUUCCUGCCCCGCUGUGGGGGAAGCGGCGGAGGAAGGAGCUGAAGCGGCUGCGGGGAGCGGCCAAGAGGGCGCUGGAGGCGGCAGUGACCGAGAAGAAAAAGCCACAGAAGGAGACGAGGACCGUGAGCGACGGCGACGUGGAGAUGGCAGAGGCGGCACCAGAGUGAUCCCAGUGCCACCAGUUCAUCCUGCAGAGCUCACCGGACUCUCAGCGGUGCCCCGAAAACGUCACCGGUGCCCCGUCGCUGUUCUCGGUGUUUGCGCCGGUGCCCCCAGUUUGUCACCAACAUGUUCCCAGUGUCCUCAAUCCAUCUGCGAUGUCCCCAGUUUGCAGCAGCGCCCCCAUACCUUAUUCCCAGUGUCCCCAGUCCCCCUCAGUGUCCCCAUCAAUAAACUCGCUCUCCUCUGUC